GUCACUUGCCGAUGGCAGUUUAGAAGCAAAUUUUUCAAACUGAAAUACAUUUACUGUGAAAUUUCAUUAAAUCAGUGUUUUUGAACAAGUGGGCAAAGAUUUCAUUGAAAAAGCAAAAAUUGUCAUUUCUUACGCAACGAGAACAAAUGUAUAACGAGUACAGCACGAGGGGAUAGAAUAUUCUCUACGACGUUUCGUGUACAAUUUAAUCUUUGAAAAGAACUUUAACAAUCAGUCCGUCAUAUAAAUUUUUGUAUUAAAACAGAAUUUUAUGAAAGAAAUACUGUGAUUUCAGUGAUAAAUACAAACGUAAUAGCUACCAAUUUGAUCGAAGAAAGUAGAAAACGUUUAUUCCUACAAAGAAAUAUAAAAUAUUGUGUCUUGUGUGUGCUCUGUAUUAAUUUUUGUUGAACAAUCGCAUUAAGUUUUGAAAAAGGAACACCUACCUACACACGUAUCAACUUUUUUUCCUUCAUCUGGAUUCGGUUCGUUGGUUAAUUGCAGAUCGCUUUUCCUGUCAGAAAGAGGUCUGAACAUGUUCAUCGAGGAUGAUGUGCACAUGGAAAGCUUUUGGGUGCAAACAGCAAUUGGCGCCAUCAACGCCUUGGCAUUCGUUUGCGAUGUUAUAUCAUUUCCAGUAUACUUAAUGCUGCAGAAGCCAUGGCGGCGUCGAGAGCUGUCCAAACGUAUUAAGGCCAAGACAAUCAGCAUGGACGAUAAGCAAGUCACUUAUCGUACAACCGAAACGCCGCGUGAAAUUCACGUAAAAAUGCUACAAAACAACAUUGACACGCUGGAGAAAAUGUUCAGUUUUGUGACGAAAAUUCACAUGAACAAACGAUGCCUGGGCACACGUGAAAUACUCAGCGAAGAGGAUGAAGUUCAGCCGAAUGGCCGUGUGUUCAAAAAGUACAACAUGGGCGAAUAUAAAUGGAAGAAUUUCAUUGAAGUGGAGCGGCUGGCUGCUUGCUUUGGACGAGGAUUACGUGAAUUGGGACAAAAGCCGAAACAGAACAUUGUCAUUUUUGCGGAAACCAGAGCUGAAUGGAUGAUCGCAGCCCAUGGUUGUUUCAAACAAAAUAUUCCAGUAGUUACGAUCUAUGCGACGUUAGGAGACGACGGUGUCGUGCAUGGUGUCAAUGAAACCGAAGUUACAACAAUCAUCACUACACAUGAAUUGUUGCCGAAAUUGAAGGUCAUUUUGCACCAAAUGCCUAAUGUGAUCAAUGUUGUGUAUAUGGAAAGUCAAUUACACAAAACCGACACAAGUGAUUUCAAGGCUGGCGUUAAAAUUAUUCCAUUCUCGCAAGUCAUUCGCACUGGAGUUGAUAGCAAAUUCCAACCGAAUCCACCAACUUCUGAAGAUAUUGCAAUCAUUAUGUACACGUCUGGUUCGACGGGUACUCCAAAAGGUGUACUAUUGUCGCAUAAAAAUUUGGUAGCCACAAUGAAAGCAUUUAGUGAUAUAGCUAAAGUACAACCCGACGACGUUUUAAUUGGAUUUUUGCCCUUGGCUCAUGUCUUUGAAUUGUUGGCUGAAAGUGUAUGCCUUCUGAACGGCAUUUCUAUUGGCUACUCUACUCCUCUGACAUUGAUUGAUUCAAGUAGUAAAAUUAUGCGCGGUUGCAAGGGAGACGCAUCGGUUCUAAAACCGACUUGUAUGACAACUGUACCGCUAAUCUUGGAUCGAAUUUCGAAAGGAAUAAAUGAUAAAGUGAAUGGUGAGACGCCAUUCAAAAAAGCCUUCUUUAAGUUUGCCUACGCCUACAAAGCCAAAUGGAUUCAGCGCGGAUACACAACACCUCUUCUCGACACAAUUAUAUUCAAAAAAGUUGCUAAAUUGAUGGGCGGCAAGGUGCGACUUAUGUUAUCUGGUGGUGCACCACUUUCACCGGACACACAUGAACAAAUUAAGUUGUGUCUCUGUGUAGAUGUUAUUCAAGGAUAUGGUCUAACGGAAACAACAUCCGGUGCAACUGUCAUGGAUGAAUGGGAUAUGAAUUACGGACGAGUUGGAGCUCCAUCGACAAUGUGUGAUAUUCGUUUGGUCAAUUGGGAAGAAGCUGGUUACCGUGUAACAAAUAAACCGUUUCCACAAGGUGAAAUCAUCAUUGGCGGAGACAGUGUGUCAAGAGGCUACUACAAAUUGCCGAACAAAACUGAGGAAGAAUUCUUCGACGAAGAUGGCAAAAGGUGGUUCAAAACUGGUGACAUUGGUGAAUUCCAUGCUGAUGGUGUACUUAAGAUUAUCGAUCGAAAGAAAGAUUUGGUGAAAUUGCAAGCUGGCGAAUAUGUUUCGCUCGGUAAAGUGGAAGCCGAACUGAAGACUUGUGGUGUGGUUGAGAACAUUUGUGUGUAUGGCGAUUCAUCAAAACAGUUUACCGUGGCGUUGGUGGUGCCAAAUCAAAAACACUUGGAAGACAUUGCGUUGAAGAAUGGUGUCACUGGCGUUGAAUUUGAAGAUUUGUGCACGUCACCGGUUAUGGAAAAAGCUGUCAUCAAAGAGUUAGCUGAACACGCCAAAAAAUGUAAACUACAGCGAUAUGAAGUACCAGCUGCCGUCACACUAUGCAAAGACGUUUGGUCACCCGACAUGGGCUUGGUAACGGCCGCAUUUAAACUGAAACGAAAAGAUAUUCAAGAUCGGUAUCAGCACGACAUAAAUCGUAUGUACGCGUCAUGAAAUCAUUAGAGAUAUUCGGUUAAACACACACAUACACAGUCUUAGCAGUGAGAAAGGUGUAGGAAAAUUAUCCGUUUUUUUUUCAUCGUUUCAUUUUUGUUCUUCGUUCUUUCAUACAACAUAUUACAUUUACGGCCUGUAAAUAAAUUAAUUUUUAGAAAAUAAUUUAGAAAUUCACCUAAAGAAAAAAUCGUUAUCGUCACCGCAAAUUAUCAUUUUUCGUUUGCAAAUUAAUAAAUUUUUUCCAUUUUCAAUUUUCGAUAAGUCCAUAAAGUGCAAGAAAAAUGAAAAAUGAAUUAGAAAGAAGGCGAACGAGAGAGUGUUUUAAUGUCCAAAUGUAUUAAACAAAAAUGAGAGUAAAAGAUUUGAUUGAAAUAAUUUAAAACAAAAAAUUAAUGAAAAGAGAAAGAAAGAGGAAUAUAGUUAGCAAAACGUACCCUAAGAAAAACGACGGACUGAUGCGCGGAGUUUUAUUGUUAGCUAGAAUUUAUAAUUAUAUUUUGGUGGAGAGGAAAAAUCAACCCGCGGAGUAAAGUAACCUAUAAUAUUGUACAGAGAGAUAGUAGUUUGUAGUUGUGUAAGAGCAAAGGAUUAACAGUAACGAAAAUGGAAACAUUAACAAACAGAAAAAUAACAGAUACCAAUUACAACAAAACACAAUGAUAUCACAAACAAAAAGAAAAUGAAAUUGUUUACAUAAAAAAUGUAGUCACUACUGGUAGUUUAUUAUGAUCUUAGUUUUAGUCGUAAAUUUG
Bradysia coprophila is the source of this 3438-nucleotide messenger RNA. It is a transcript of the gene Acsl, whose product is annotated as Acyl-CoA synthetase long-chain. The record is from RefSeq and is a predicted model, not a curated record. Gene Ontology annotation, biological process: neuron differentiation; long-chain fatty acid metabolic process; long-chain fatty-acyl-CoA metabolic process. Gene Ontology annotation, cellular component: plasma membrane; endoplasmic reticulum; lipid droplet. NCBI's taxonomy places the organism in Eukaryota, Metazoa, Arthropoda, Insecta, Diptera, Sciaridae. Gene Ontology annotation, molecular function: palmitoyl-CoA ligase activity.